GGUCUAGAACACACUGCAGAUCCAGCUUCGGGGAAUAUACCCAGCCUGAGAAAGGGAGACAAAAGUUACUAUGUUCAAGGAGUACUUUCUAAUCCCAUAACUUCAGUGUCCUGAAAUCUGAGGAUUCCACCAAGAUAAUAUGAUAGGACCUUUCAGUGCUUUGGGGCCAUAUCCUACGUAGACUAAUGUGGGAUUUCCAGAUUUCCUGAGAGCUUGGUACAACUGCACACACUGCUUGCUAAUCAGCACAGGCAAUAAUGCCAUCUCUGCCUCAAGAAGGAGUUAUUCAGGGACCCUGUCCUCUGGAUCUGAAUACACAAUUACCUUAUCAAAGCACAAUGAAAAGGAAAGUCAGAAAGAAGAAAAAGAAGGGAACCAUUACAGCAAAUGUUGCUGGGACAAAGUUUGAAAUUGUUCGUUUAGUAAUAGAUGAAAUGGGAUUUAUGAAAACUCCAGAUGAGGAUGAAACAAGUAACCUUAUAUGGUAUGAUUCUGCUGUCCAGCAGGAGAAAAUUGCAGAGCUGCAAAAUUACCAGAGGAUCAACCAUUUUCCAGGAAUGGGGGAGAUCUGUAGGAAGGAUUUCUUAGCAAGAAAUAUGACCAAAAUGAUCAAGUCCCGACCUCUGGAUUAUACCUUUGUUCCUCGAACAUGGAUCUUUCCUGCUGAAUAUACCCAAUUCCAGAACUAUGUGAAAGAACUGAAGAAAAAACGGAAGCAAAAAACUUUUAUAGUAAAACCAGCUAAUGGUGCAAUGGGUCAUGGGAUUUCUUUGAUAAGAAAUGGCGACAAACUUCCAUCUCAGGAUCAUUUGAUUGUUCAAGAAUAUAUUGAAAAGCCUUUCCUCAUGGAAGGUUACAAGUUUGAUUUACGAAUUUAUAUUCUGGUAACAUCAUGUGAUCCAUUAAAAAUAUUUCUCUACCAUGAUGGACUUGUACGAAUGGGAACAGAGAAGUACAUUCCACCUAAUGAGUCCAAUUUGACCCAGUUAUACAUGCAUCUGACAAACUACUCUGUGAACAAGCAUAAUGAGCGUUUUGAACGGGAUGAAACUGAAAAUAAAGGCAGCAAACGUUCCAUCAAAUGGUUUACAGAAUUCCUACAAGCAAAUCAACAUGAUGUUGCUAAGUUUUGGAGUGAUAUUUCAGAACUGGUGGUAAAGACUCUGAUUGUAGCAGAACCUCAUGUCUUGCAUGCAUAUCGAAUGUGCAGACCUGGUCAACCUCCAGGAAGUGAAAGUGUCUGCUUUGAAGUCCUGGGGUUUGAUAUUUUGCUCGACAGAAAACUAAAGCCAUGGCUUCUGGAGAUUAAUCGAGCCCCAAGCUUUGGAACUGAUCAGAAAAUAGACUAUGAUGUAAAACGGGGAGUGUUGCUCAAUGCACUAAAGCUACUAAACAUCAGGACCAGUGACAAAAGGAGAAACUUGGCCAAGCAAAAAGCUGAGGCUCAAAGAAGGCUUUAUGGUCAAAAUUCAAUAAAAAGGCUCUUACCAGGCUCCUCAGACUGGGAACAGCAGAGACACCAGUUGGAGAAGCGGAAAGAAGAGUUGAAAGAGAGACUUGCUCAAGUACGAAAGCAGAUCUCGCGAGAAGAACAUGAAAAUCGACAUAUGGGGAAUUAUAGACGAAUUUAUCCUCCUGAAGAUAAAACACUACUUGAAAAGUAUGAAAACUUGUUGGCUGUUGCCUUUCAGACCUUCCUUUCAGGAAGAGCAGCUUCAUUCCAGCGAGAGCUGAAUAAUCCUUUGAAAAAGAUGAAGGAGGAAGAUAUUUUGGAUCUUCUGGAACAAUGUGAAAUUGAUGAUGAAAAGUUGACGGGAAAAACUGCCAAACCUCGAGGACCAAAGCCUCUGUGUUCUAUGCCAGAGAGCAGUGAGAUGACGAAAAGACAGAAGUACUACAGCAGUGACAGCAGUUACGAUAGUGGCAGCAGCUCUUCGGAAUCCGAUGAAAAUGAAAAAGAAGAGUAUCAAAAUAAGAAAAGAGAAAAGGAAGUUACAUAUAAUCUUAAACAGCCCAACCACUACAAAUUAAUUCAACAACCCAGCUCCAUACGUCGCUCAGUCAGCUGCCCACGGUCCAUCUCUGCUCAGUCACCUUCCAGUGGGGACAUCCGCCCUUUUUCUGCUCAACAAAUGAUAUCUGUACCACGGCCAACUUCAGCGUCUCGGUCACAUUCCUUAAACCGUGCUUCCUCCUACACAAAGCAUCUGCCUCACAGUAACAAUGUCAGCUCUAUCAGCUCACAGGUGAGUGAUUCUUUGCGGAAACUGAAAACAAAAGAACAAGAAGAUGAUCUAACAAGUCAGACCUUAUUUGUUCUCAAGGACAUGAAGAUCCGGUUUCCAGGAAAGUCAGAUGCAGAAUCAGAACUUCUGAUAGAAGAUAUCAUCGAUAACUGGAAGCAUCAUAAAACAAAAGUGGCUUCAUAUUGGCUCAUAAAAUUGGACUCUGUAAAACAACGAAAAGUUUUGGACAUAGUAAAAACAAGUAUUCGUACAGUUCUUCCACGCAUCUGGAAGGUACAUGAUGUCGAGGAAUUAAAUUUGUAUCGGAUUUUCAACCGGGUUUUUAAUCGCUUACUCUGGAAUCGUGGUCAAGGGCUGUGGAAUUGUUUCUGUGAUUCAGGAUCCUCUUGGGAGAGUAUAUUCAGUAAAAGCCCGGAGGUGGUGACUCCUUUGCAGCUCCAAUGUUGCCAGCGCCUGGUCGAGCUUUGUAAACAGUGCCUGCUAGUGGUUUACAAAUAUGCAACUGACACGAGAGGAUCACUUUCAGGCAUUGGUCCUGAUUGGGGUAAUUCCAGGUAUUUGCUACCAGGAGGUACCCAAUUCUUCAUGAGAACACCAACCUACAACUUGAAAUACAAUUCACCUGGAAUGACUCGCUCCAAUGUUUUGUUUACAUCCUGAUAUGGCCAUUUGUGAAACAGAAGGGAAGAUCGCCAUGAGUUAUGCAUAAUAGCAAAUCAUUUUUUCUCCCUCACGUUGAACAUGCAAAGAAAGUUACCAUUAAGUGCUGUUCUAUGUAUAUAAGACAUAUAAAUGUGUGUGAUAAUAUAUACACACAUGCACCCAAAUAACGUAUAUAUUUAUUAUAAUAUAUGAAAAAAAAUUAGCAGAAAAUAUAAGAUUUAACCUUUCUGGAAUAAACCAUGUUAAAAUUGUUUACACAAAUAUGUGAAUGUCUAGAAUUUGCUAGGUUUAUAAUUAAUUCCUUCCUACUAGAAAUGUUAUUUUUGCUGCAGAGUAUAUAAAACAAUUGAUCUUGAAGAUCCCAUUACAGUGUUAAAUUAUUUUCUAGAUAUCAUGCCUUUUGACUUGAAAAGGGGUUAAUAGUAUAAUACCUUAUUAAUUCUCAUCUAUAGUAGCCAUUUAAAAUGAAACAAGAAAUAUUUAGAAGCCUGGUGUUGCUCAAUGGUAGGAUUAAGUAUAAAACGGGUUUAUCAUUAGAACAGCACACUGUAAAGUACUAGAAAGUUCAUAACUCGAUUCUCCAACAUUUUUAUUCCUUUAUGUGGAAAUUUAGCUACUUGUAAUAAUAUAUAUGUUCAGUAAAGAUCUGGUAAGAUCAUUUUAUGAUCCAAAAUGGAAGACAAUCCAGUGGGUUAAAAAUAAAAUGUAAACUAGCUUUCAUGUUUACUUUUCAUAGGGAGUCACAUAAAGGAACAGAAAAUGAUGGUAGUGACAAAAAUCUUUCUGCAUGGUUUUUGUGUCUCACAUCACUCGUUUUUAUUUGGAAAGUAAAUCUUUGAUGGGUUUAACAUACAGUAAAAUACAGUUUUUCUGUUUUGCAGAAGAAUUGAUGUUUCAAACUCAAUUUGAUGUUAUAAUGAGUCACACUUAUUUUAUAAAUCACUCAAGGUUGAGGUCAACUUAACAUUGCAAAGUCUAAUAUAAUAGUUUUUCACUGCACCAUAGAAACUAAUUUAAAUGAUUGUGAAUAAAAGAUUCCAAUUACCACAUAUUACUAGUCAUCGAUGUACCCUUGAGGGUUCUUUAAUAUUGAGUAUGAAGUUUUCUUCCUGUCCAAAGUUAUUAUGCAUAAGUUUCAUAGCAAUACUUCCUUUUCUUGAAUACAAUUUUCAAAACAAUGAAUGAGCUUUCAGUUUUCCAUAAAAAUAUAAAUGACACUAUCAUUGACAUUGAAAGCCUCAGAAAGUGCAAUAUUCACUUUUUAGAAUUUUUUGAAAUUUCUUCCCCCAACAGUUUUAUUUUCUCACAGAUGCUAAUUAUUUUUAAAAUCCAUGAACGUUUUACCUCCUUUUAUUAUCCUAAAAGCUAUUUCCAGUAAAUCAAGAAAUGGUCCCAUAGGAGAAGGAGGACUGAGAGGAGCAAAUUGGCUGAAUUAAUUCUCAACCUAGAUAAUUGGCAACCCAAAGUUGGAAGUUAGAUAUAUUUCACAUUUCAAGCCAUCUUCUGAGUCUGUGUUCAGCUGAAGUAGUUUAUUUCUUUCCUAAAUCAUUGCCAGGAACUUUAUUCUUUAUGACUAUGGAACAUCCACAUUUCAGUAGAUACUUUUCCUUGCUGGAUGCAUCCUAAAGAAGAAUUUGCUAUUAUUGUGAAAGAAGAAGAUAAGGAUGUGAGAAUGAAAGAAAUUACAGUAUAGUAUUCAUGACUAUUUUAUGAAUUCUUAAAUAUGUUAUAGAUUUCUUAGAAUAAAUAAUGCAAAAAUUGGGAUAUUACAAAAUCACUGUAAGAACAAUCAGUAAGUAAAUCUUUUCAUGGAGAAUUUUUAGGCAUUAUUUUGAAAACUUAUGAUUUGGCUACAAAGAAGACAUAACUUUUAAGUGUCUGGUAUAAGAUAUCUAUCCAGUUUGUUGGCCACUCAUUUGCGUUAGCUUAAAAUUAGAAACAGUUACUUAAUUUGCUAGAGUGUAUGCUUUGGAACUUUUGUCCUUACUUAUAUAAGAUUGAAAUUUUUAUUUAAAACAAAAAUAAGAAUGUCCAACUUUACAAGGAACCCUUCCCCCAGGGGGAAAAAAAACCCACACAAACACAAACUUUUAAAACUAAGAGUAAUUUAAAUGUAUGAAAUUACCCAAUCAGUUGAAGAAUAAAUUUCAUUUCUCUAGCUACUUAAGUCUGGUCUUAUUUUUGAGUACUAGGAUAUUAUUGCCCACAGUUGCCUAUUUGUACUGAUCUAGUUUGAUAUGAUGAAGUUGUGAAUAAAAGCCAUGUGCUCAUUAUAUAUACUACCUGCUAUGCUGUGGACUAUGUCUGCUGAAGUGCUAUUCCCUAAUGAGCAACUAAGAAGAAAAGACACAAUAAACCAUGGAAGUCCCAAGAGGCCAUAGAAAUGUUUUAGAGUUAUAAGAUAUUCCUUAUUUUUUAUUAUAAAUUUUUUAUUCAUAGGCUUAAAAAUAUCAGCAUAAGUGAUAGCAUAGAUCUGAUUCUCUCUCUCUCUCUCUUCUAGGAGAAAAAAUAGCUUUAUCUGAAAAAACCCAGAAGCUACUUAAUCUUACCAGAGGUUUUAAUAAGAAAUUCAGUUAACUUACAAUGAAAGCAUAUUUUCAUCCUGUUACAGAAAAACAUAUCCCUGCUCAUUUAGUAAAUCUAAGAUUGGAAUGCUUUUCAGAACUAUAUGAGAUUGGAAUAAUUUCCAGAAUUGCCUAAGAAACAGCCUUUUUAUUUUAAAUCAUCACCUACAAACAUAGUCUGAGAGAGCAAAUUAGUUUUCACUUGAAUAAUCCAGCAUUGUAGACUAGUUACCGUUUGCUUUAUGUAAUCUGUUGAAGGAACUGUUGUGAUUCAUAUUUUGAUUAAUUAUGCUAGCAACAAAUUUUAUUUUACUAGCAUUUCAUUUACCUUGCAUAUAUAAAAAUGAAGUUGUAACAGCAUCAAAUAUGGAAAUGACAAAUGGUAACCCCUGCUUAGAGCAAAGUUGAAUAUCCUUGGUUAUCUAUAAGAUGUAAAGAUCUGUAUAAAUGUUAUAUGUCAAUAUUAGGUCUAAGUACACAAAAAGUUUGAACUAGUUCCUCCUCCCUAAAACUAAAACCAAACCAAGCCCAAACCAAAAAACCCAGCCUUCUUCCUGUCUAAUAUGUAUACACGACUAGAUAAUAGUGGCUUCUAGACAUCAAGAAAAGGAUUUCAUUUUAAUUCUCUUUUUAAUUUGUAAAGUAUAUGAGUAUGGAAUUUUGUUAUCUAACUUGAACUUUCAGAUGUUUUAAUAUAAAUUAAUUCAAGUACUUUCUUCUUUAGCAUGUCAAAGUAAUUCUGUUUAAAAAUUCUUUUAAUUCUAAACAUAUACAUUACUCGACUUUUUCAAAAGUACCAAAAAGUUGAUAGCUUCAUAAACACUAUUAUUUGAUUUUCUGUAAAGCACUGAUUCAUUCUUAAAUAUAUGUUCUUAACAAAAUAAUAGCAAAUACCUCUAGAGUGACAGAAAAUACUUUCCUUUUCUGUUCUGUAUUGCGAAUUUACAUUUUGAGUCUUAAUUUAAUUGGUUCUAAGGAUUAAACAAUAAAAAGUAUAACUGUACAAUUAA
This is a messenger RNA of Lemur catta (Ring-tailed lemur), 6483 nucleotides long. It is a transcript of the gene TTLL7, whose product is annotated as tubulin tyrosine ligase like 7. Gene Ontology annotation, cellular component: cilium. Lineage: Eukaryota; Metazoa; Chordata; Mammalia; Primates; Lemuridae. The record is from RefSeq and is a predicted model, not a curated record. Gene Ontology annotation, biological process: protein polyglutamylation; microtubule cytoskeleton organization. The coding region runs from base 258 to 2906 and encodes 882 amino acids. The transcript is spliced from 21 exons. Gene Ontology annotation, molecular function: tubulin binding; tubulin-glutamic acid ligase activity.